AUGGCUCAGAGUUCAACGUAUUACCAUUCAAAAAAUUAUCCAUCAACGUCAACAGAAAGUAACAUGCAUUCAGGUCAACAAAAUCGCACACAAAACCAACAACCAUCGCGGCAAAGUGAUUCAGACAACGUUUACGACAACUCAUCAUCAGUACCUUUCUUUUAUAAUAACGAACGAAUAAAUCGUCCAAAUAACAAUUAUCAUCAUUCGCAAAAUAGACGUAAUCGAUGGACUCCGAGACAUACUCAAUACACAAAUCGUAUGCCUCUGCCGCCACAGCAACAACAAUCAUAUGCUGAAGAUAACCAAUAUGAAAAUAAUCAACAAGUAUCAUCGUUCAAUAAUCGACGAAUUAACAAUUCUCAUUCAAGAUAUUCAAAUUUCUCUGACACAAACAACGGCAAUUUUUAUUAUCAUCAACAAUAUUAUCAACAACCCAUUCAACAACAAUUCUUUUAUAAUUCUAAAUCAACGCAACAAAAUGAGACUGAAGAUAGUGGAAAAACAGAAAAUUUACGAUCAACAUUGAUUGAACAACUUCGUGUGAAUGAUUAUGAUUGUAUGAUAUGUUUUUCAAAAAUACAACGUGAACAACCCAUAUGGAGUUGUGAAGUAUGUUAUAAAAUGUUUCAUUUAUUUUGUAUUAAAAAAUGGGCAAAUUCUGAAGAAAGUGGACUGGAAAAAGAAUGGCGAUGUCCCGGCUGUCAAAAAAUUAAUAAUUAUGUACCAAAUUAUCUUUGUUUUUGUCGGAAAAAACAUGAUCCAUUAUUUAUGCCAGGCGAAACAUCACAUGCAUGCGGUGAUGUGUGUGGCAAACAUUUGAAUACAAAAUCGGCAGAUUGUACACAUAUAUGCACAGAACUAUGUCAUCCUGGACCAUGUCCGACGUGUACAGCAGUUGUUAAACGCUCGUGUUUAUGUGGUAGCGAAAAACAAUCCGUUGUUUGCAGCUCCCAAGCAAUUAUUAAAUGCGAAAAUGUUUGCAAUAAACUAAAGAAUUGCAAAAAACAUUCGUGUAACGUUAUUUGUCAUCCCUCUUCAUGUGAUUUAUGUACAGACACCGUUAAACAAAGUUGUUAUUCACAUGGAAAUGAGCGUGAAGUACCAUGUACAGCUGAUACAAGUGAUACCGUCCAUUAUACCUGUGAUAAAAUAUGUAAUAAACUAUUGUCAUGCGGAAAUCAUUAUUGCCAGAUGCAAUGUCAUUACGGUUCGUGUUCCUCAUGUCCGUUAUUGCCAGAAAACUGUAAAACAUGUAGUUGUGGUAAAACAUUGCUAACUGAAUUGCUCGAUGUUGAACAACGAACAUCUUGUCUUGAUCCUGUACCUGUUUGUAACAAACGUUGUCAUAAAACGUUAGAAUGUGGCCCACUAACUGAUAAACAUACAUGUGAAUCGCAAUGUCAUAAUGGUAUAUGCCCACCAUGUGAGAAAACAACAGUUUUAAAAUGUCGAUGUGGAAAUACAACAAAACCAGUGCCGUGUCCGGAGGCUCUACUAUAUGAUACUCGAACAAAUCCAUUUCUCUGCGACAGACGUUGCAAUAAAAAGAAAAUGUGUGGAAAACAUCGUUGUACAAAUUUAUGUUGUAAUCAAGAUAUUCACAUUUGUGAUUUAGUUUGCGGUAAACAGUUAAAUUGUGGAAUACACACUUGUACUGAUUUAUGUCACAAAUCAUUGUGUAGAAAGUGUAUGGUAAACUCGUACGAAGAAUUGACAUGUGAAUGUGGAAAAUCUAUCAUACCACCACCUGUGCCUUGCGGUACAAAAUCACCAACAUGUACUGAAAAAUGUCAACGAACACAUCCUUGUGGUCAUCCAGUUUACCAUUCCUGUCAUAAUGAACCAGAAUGUCCACCUUGUACUCAUCUUGUGUCGAAAAUGUGUGUCGGCGGUCAUACCAUUCGUGAUAAUGUACCAUGUCAUUUAAAAGAUGUUAUAUGUGGUCAAUUGUGUGGUAAACUUUUAGUAUGUGGCGUUCAUCUUUGCCAACGAUUUUGUCAUACGGGAACAUGUUUAGCCCCAGAUCAAAAGUGUCCCCUAAAAUGCGAAGUUAAACGCCAAUCAUGUCCCCAUUCUUGCAAUCUGCCAUGUCAUGGUCGCGAUCCAUGUCCCAAAACCGUAUGUCGUUAUCUCGUUCAAGCAAAAUGUGCAUGUGGUCGUUUAACAAAAGAUGUUUAUUGUAAUACAAAACCAAAUGAUGAUCAACAUCGAUCCGUUAAUAACUUGGCGCAAUCGUUGACUGAGGCACUAUCUGUUCGUACAAUUGAUAUCGUCCGCAAACGAAAUGAACCAGAAUAUUAUCAAGCGCCCGUCUUAGAAUGUGAUGAUGAUUGUAAAAUUGCUCAACGUAAUCGAAGUUUUGCUCAAGCAUUAAAUAUCAAUGUUGAUGAACAUCGUUCACAACUACAAGCGGGACAAGCAUUACAAUAUUCAGAUUGGCUAAAAGAUAUUGCACGACGAAACACUGACUUCGUACAAAUGGUUGAAAAAUGUUUACAACAAUUAGUUGAUGAUACAAUCAAAUAUAAAGUAUCAAAGCGAUGUUACUCAUUUAAACCGAUGAAAACACAAGACCGAAAAUUUAUUCAUGAAUUAGCCGCAUUUUACAAUUGUGAAACACAAGCGCAGGAUCCCGAACCACAACGAAAUGUUGUUGCUUUCGCAUCAUUUGGUACCUGUAAAUUGCCAAUACAAACAUUAAGUGACGUUGUGAAACGAGAAAAAUUAAAAGUUCCUCCUCCCGUGCAACUUUUAUAA
Didymodactylos carnosus is the source of this 2760-nucleotide messenger RNA. Lineage: Eukaryota; Metazoa; Rotifera; Eurotatoria; Philodinida; Philodinidae. The record is from the annotation of a GenBank genome assembly.